Molecule: messenger RNA, 2225 nt
Organism: Branchiostoma floridae (Florida lancelet)
Lineage: Eukaryota; Metazoa; Chordata; Leptocardii; Amphioxiformes; Branchiostomatidae
Product: microfibril-associated glycoprotein 4-like
Exons: 6
Coding region: 1-1068 (355 amino acids)
Cellular component (GO): membrane
Source: RefSeq, a predicted model, not a curated record
AUGGCCAUCCAGUGUGUUUUGUAUAGGAGUUCUAUUGUUUUCGAGACCGUUCGUGGCAGCGGCGCUUACGGCGACAUUGCCAUCGAUGAUGUCGGAAUAAUAACGGAUGCCUGCGUACGCUUAACCGGCAGAAACACCUCUGCCGAAGGAAGGGUGGAAGUGCUUCACUACGGGGAGUGGGGAACGGUCUGUAACGACCGGUGGGGAGACGAGGAUGCGCAGGUGGUGUGCCGUCAGCUGGGCUACCGUUACGCCCGGCCUGUGUCCUCCCAGCGCUCCUUCGGGCGGGGCGGCGGCCACAUCUGGAUGGACCAGGUGGCCUGUACCGGGAACGAGUCCAGACUGACCGACUGUCCGCACAAUGGAUGGGGGGAUCACGACUGUGCGCACGACGAGGACGCUAGUGUUUCCUGUUAUGAUUCUACAGGUUGCGAUGAGUACCGUGCCUCAGGGCGGACAGCAAGUGGCGUGUACACGGUGUUUUUCUACCCUGACCGGAUCGGAACCUACUGUGACAUGGACACUGCAGAAGGCGGGUGGACAGUGAUCCAGCGGCGGCAGGACGGGUCGGUUCCCUUCAACCGGAACUGGGAGGAGUACAAGCUGGGCUUUGGCGACAAAAAGGGGGAAUUUUGGCUUGGGAACGAGAUCAUCCACCUCCUGACAAACUUUAAAAAACACCAGUUAAGAAUUGACAUGGAGGAUUGGCAAGGCAAUCAACGUUUCGCCCUUUAUAGCACGUUCAGGGUGUCCGGUGAGGCGGACGGUUACCGGCUGCACGUUUCUGGUUAUUCUGGUAACGCGGGAGACUCCAUGACUGGCUCGCACUCCAACAACGGGUACAGGUUCACCACUGUGGACAGGGACAAUGAUGUCUGGCCCAGCCAUUGUUCCCAGCGGUACGGACAAGGCGGCUGGUGGUUUAGGAGCUGCAGCCACUCCUACCUUAACGGCCGUUACCUGGGCAACUGUGGGAGCUCCUGUUCAACCUGGCAAGGUUUGAUGUGGUACAACUGGAGAGGCUCUGAUUACUCCCUUAAAUCUGUGUCUAUGAAAAUCAGACCAUAACCAGAGCAUCUUGGAACAUUUUCUGCGGAAUCUUGCUACACUCAUGUCUGGCAAUACUUACAUGUCAGUUUUCUUUUUCAGCAGCGUUAAUACCUUUAAGGAAAAGUAGAUUAUAAUCAUUUGAUAUAUAUUCAUGCAUUUAACGGUCAAACAAAAGUGCUUUAGCAGAUUGAUGUCUUUUUAUGAGCAGCAUUAAUACCUAAGGAAAAGGAAAAGUAGAUUAUGAUAAUUUGAUACAUACUCAUGGAUUUAAUGCCCACAAACGUGCUUCACCAGAUUGAUGUUUCGGUUCACUAGCAUUUUGCUGUGACGUGUUGGACAAAUUGCAUUGUUUGGGUAAAUUAUAUUAUCAUUCAAAGAAAUGUAGGAAAGUACGGCCACCUGCAUAGGGGGAAGAUUAAGCCAGAAUAAAGGUAAUGUAGCGGAGUCAAUUCGCGUGUUUUGUAGUGAAACAUACAUAAUUUCUAUAAUCAGGCUUCAUUUCCAGCACGACAUUCUGACGCUUGAAGAAAUGUUCCACACUGUAUUGGGCAGCUUAGAAACCUAAUGCAUUUUUUAAAGAAAAGAAAUAGUCUUUUAAUUCUUACAGGUGAAUUGGUCAGCAACAUUCUACAUUAGAUAAAAUGUAUAGUUUACUGCUACUUUCUAAUCUUCUUGUAAGUUACUUUGAGAAUUUAUAGUGUUUUUUGUUUCUAUAUUAUGAUAUACCAUUACUUGAAUUACUCUUACGUACCCCGAGAUGACACAAUGAGGGAGCUACGCGGUAAAUUAGAGAGUAUAUAAAAUUACAGUUCAGCUUUCAAAGAAACAGUCCAGGACUGGAGAAGCUCGCCCUGCAUAACGCCGCUGGGCACUGUCGAACAGCGUAGACUCGGGCCGAACUUGUCUGAACCCCGCCGUUCAUUUUCAAAUGUUACGGUUUGUCAACUUUUAGAGUAUACUACAUUUGUACCAAAAUAUACAAGACACGACUAGACCUAUAGCUGUAUGCAUUUUUCUGUGUCUUCUUAUCAGACAGCACGACGUCAAAGUGUAUUUUUGCGUAAUAUUCUCUGCACGUAUGUUUAAUUGGUCCAAUAUACAAUGAUGAAUGGUUUAAGUUUUAAUCUCAACAUAUGUACGCUUUUAGUGCAGUUGUCUGCAAAUGAUACAUAUAU